Messenger RNA from Hermetia illucens (black soldier fly), 1011 nucleotides. RefSeq names its product brachyurin-like. The coding region runs from base 15 to 1001 and encodes 328 amino acids. NCBI's taxonomy places the organism in Eukaryota, Metazoa, Arthropoda, Insecta, Diptera, Stratiomyidae. The transcript has 5 exons. The record is from RefSeq and is a predicted model, not a curated record. Gene Ontology annotation, biological process: proteolysis. Gene Ontology annotation, molecular function: serine-type endopeptidase activity.
UCCAGCAAGAAGCAAUGAAAAUAUUAACUUUUUGUUAUAUUUCUAUUUGUUUAGUUUUAGGAGGCGCUAGUGCCUUAAAUUCAAAGUGUGAAAGCCCAGCAAGCAGCACGACAGCAACCAACACGAGCUUCUCAAUUUCAAAUGAAUUGAAAAAUGGAACGGAAAAGCUUAAUCAAAAGAUUAACCCGAAGUUGACUCAAUUUAAAACUGAAAUCCAAGAUAUUCCGAGGGAAUUAACAGAACUGAUGGAACUUUACCAGGAACGGAUCAAUGAGGGACAAAUUGCAGAUGAUUGUGAAUUUCCGUUCCAAGUAGGAUUACAAAUUCGAAGAAAUUAUACGAAACCUCAGUAUUGGUGCGGUGGCGCACUAAUCAGUCCAGAUUGGGUUUUAACUGCAGCGCACUGUUUGGAUAACACAAUAUCGUUGACUGUUAUAUUAGGCGCCAGGAACAGAAAAGACGAAUAUGAACAUGGUCGUGUCACUCGUACAGUUGAAAUAUAUCAACUCACCCCUCAUCCUUUUUGGGACAAAAUUACCCUAGCGAAUGAUAUUGCUCUAAUUCGUUUAGUGCCUUCAAUUGUAUUGACAGACCGAAUACACCCAAUUAAGAUGCCGAACCUGGGGAUAAAAACUGACCUCUUCGAAGGAUCGAAAGCAUGGACAAGUGGCUGGGGACGGUUUUCGUCAAACAAAAAACCAAAAAAGCUAUCAUCAUUGCUCCGAUAUACACAAGGACAUAUUUUGGGAAACAAGGAUUGCAUGAAAUUCUUUCCGCUGUUGAUCAAACAAUCGAAUAUUUGUUUUAGCGGACAAAGACGUCGGGGAGUUUGUGAAGGUGACUCUGGUGGGCCACUUUUCGUUAGAGAUACAAAUGGAUAUCCGAAGUUAGUGGGAGUUGCAUCGUUUGGAACUGGUUGUGGAAGUCGCAGUCCUGGUGUUUUCACUCGCAUUACAUACUAUUUAGAAUGGAUUUCGUUUGUUACAGGGAUCAACUUGUAGAAUAAAACAG